Messenger RNA from Rubroshorea leprosula, 676 nucleotides. NCBI's taxonomy places the organism in Eukaryota, Viridiplantae, Streptophyta, Magnoliopsida, Malvales, Dipterocarpaceae. The record is from the annotation of a GenBank genome assembly.
AUAUUUCAUCGUAGCAACUCAAAGAAAUGGCGAUGGCGACUGUGCGAUCUGCUUUCCUUCGAACUGCCCUUCGCGGUGGCUCUCGCGCUCCUGCUCCCCCUAAGCGUGGCUUCGCCUCCUCCUCCCAUCACGACGAUGCUCGUGAAACUGCGAAGUGGGAGAAGAUAACUUAUCUUGGCAUUGCUACAUGCACGGUUUUAGCCAUUUAUAACCUCUCAAAGGGUCAUCCUCACCAUGAGGAGCCUCCUCAAUACCCAUAUUUGCACAUUCGCAACAAGGAGUUUCCAUGGGGUCCUGAUGGUCUUUUUGAGAUGAAGCACCACUAGGAUAACCAAUGACCCUGUUGGAUGCUGAUAUGUUCUUAAAUACUUGUUUUAGUACAUUUCUCCUCAUUUGUCAUACAGAUGAAUUUCAUAAUCAUGGAAAUUUCCAUGGAUGUUAAUGUUGGCAAUUCCAUCUGGCUUUCUAGAUUUCAAGACUUGCAGACCAAGUUGUUCUGGGUUUCUGUUGGUUGUGGGGAAUAAGAAUAUGAGUUAUUGAUGGUUAACUUUGCAACUUGUCCUUCAUGAAUCUGAAUAUUCCAAUGAUUUUUGGAAUCAGGGGGUUGUCUUUUCUCAAUACCAGAACAAAUUUUCUUCAAAAUUUCAAUAACGAGUAAUGAAUGUUUUAUUUUUCU